GGUGGACAGUGCGAAAAAAGAAAAUCUCUCUCCUGUCUCAAGGGGAAAAAAAAUUAGGGUUUAGGGCUUCGAAAAUUUUGAAGAAGCGAUCGAAAGACAAUGGAUAGUGCUUUAGCAAACGCCUCGGCGAUCGUAGAUCAGAGGCGGAAAAUCGAGCAAUACAAACACAUUUUAUCAACUGUUUUCUCAUCAAACGAUAUCGUUCAAGCGAAGAAAUUCAUUGAUCAUAUGUUAUCGGACGAUGUUCCACUGGUGGUAUCAAGGCAGCUUCUACAAACUUUCGCACAAGAAUUAGGGAGAUUGGAGCCAGAUGCGCAAAAGGAAAUUGCCCAUUAUACCCUUGCUCAGAUUCAGCCUCGUGUCGUUUCAUUCGAAGAACAGGUAUUGAUUAUCAGAGAGAAACUUGCUGAGUUGUAUGAAUCUGAGCAACAGUGGUCAAAAGCAGCGCAGAUGCUAAGUGGGAUUGAUUUAGACUCUGGAAUGAGGGUUAUUGACGACACGUUCAGAUUGUCAAAAUGUGUCCAAAUUGCUCGUCUAUAUCUUGAGGAUGAUGAUGCUGUUAAUGCAGAAGCUUUUAUUAAUAAAGCUUCAUUCUUGGUUAGCAACUGUCAGCAUGAAGUAUUGAUUUUACAGUACAAGGUCUGUUAUGCAAGGAUUUUGGAUUUGAAGAGGAAGUUCUUGGAAGCAGCACUGCGGUACUAUGACAUAUCUCAAAUUGAGAAGCGACAAAUAGGAGAUGAAACAAUUGAUGAGGAUGCGCUGGAGCAACCUCUAUCUGCCGCUGUAACCUGUACAAUAUUAGCUGCUGCAGGUCCUCAACGCUCUCGUGUUCUUGCCACCCUUUACAAAGAUGAACGGUGCUCCAAUUUGAAGAUUUAUCCGAUAUUACAAAAGGUUUAUUUGGAGAGAAUUUUAAGAAAACCCGAAAUUGACGCAUUUGCUGAAGAACUGAAACCACAUCAGAAAGCACUGCUUCCUGACAAUUUUACUGUACUGGACCGAGCCAUGAUAGAGCAUAAUCUUCUGAGUGCAAGUAAACUUUACACAAAUAUAAGUUUUGAUGAGUUGGGUACUUUGCUGGGCAUUCCUCCUCGUAAGGCUGAGAAGAUAGCGUCAAGAAUGAUUUAUGAGGAUAGAAUGAGGGGAUCGAUUGACCAGGUGGAAGCGGUUAUACAUUUUGAAGAUGACACUGAAGAGCUGAAACAAUGGGAUCAACAGAUAGUUGGUGUUUGUCAAGCUCUGAAUGAUAUACUAGAUAGCAUGGUAAAGAAGGGCAUGGCAGUUCCUGUCUGAUCCAGUGCACCUGCCAAUAACAAAGAAACUUAGAAGAGGAAGGAUUGACUUUAUCCUUAACCUGUAUGCAUAAAAGAACACCGUCUAUCCCCUCUCAUUUAUGCCAAUUUUCGUUCUUUGGUGUUUACUUUUGUAACUUCGAUUGUCUGUUAGGUAGGCAUGGGAUUUUGGAUAAUCAACUUAAGUUUCUGUAAUUGUUAUUGUUAUUUUCAUUAAUUUUUUCAGCUGUUUACUAAGAAA
Molecule: messenger RNA, 1533 nt
Organism: Durio zibethinus
Lineage: Eukaryota; Viridiplantae; Streptophyta; Magnoliopsida; Malvales; Malvaceae
Product: COP9 signalosome complex subunit 4
Cellular component (GO): COP9 signalosome; cytosol
Source: RefSeq, a predicted model, not a curated record